Molecule: messenger RNA, 1120 nt
Organism: Eleginops maclovinus (Patagonian blennie)
Lineage: Eukaryota; Metazoa; Chordata; Actinopteri; Perciformes; Eleginopidae
Gene: aspdh
Product: aspartate dehydrogenase domain containing
Exons: 8
Coding region: 11-979 (322 amino acids)
Biological process (GO): NAD+ biosynthetic process
Molecular function (GO): L-aspartate dehydrogenase [NAD(P)+] activity; NADP binding
Source: RefSeq, a predicted model, not a curated record
UGGGAGCACAAUGAUUAACUAUGGCCUCUCUCAGUCAAACUUUGCACCGUGCUUACCCACAAUUCCUGGAGUGGUGAGCUGUUGGUUGUGCUUCACGUUGGGAGAAGCACUACUCUGCAGGGCUGUGGGUAUAUCUGCACAGGACAUGGCCAGUUCUCCCUCCCAAAGGAUUGGAGUUGUAGGAUACGGACAUCUAGGGCAGUACCUGGUGGAGAGGAUCCUUAAAGAUGGAGCUGCUCUCGGUCUCACGCUGGCUUUUGUUUGGAACAGAAAUUCUGACAAGCUCAGAGGCUUAGUUCCUGAUGAACUCAUACUCGGUGACCUAUCAUCCUUUACCGACAGGCGAUGUGAUGUUAUUGUAGAAGUGUGCCAUCCACAGAUAGUGAAGGAGUUUGGGUUUCUGUUCCUGGCUCAGUCUCAUUUGAUGGUGGGCUCUCCCUCUGCCCUCUCAGAUCCUGAUCUCAACCAGAAGCUGCGUCAGGCGGUUCAGCAGCAUGGUAGGACACUUUACGUCCCCAGUGGUGCCUUAUGGGGAGGCCAGGACAUCCAGAGGCUGAAUGACAGUGGAGGCUUGAAGGCUUUGUUCAUAAGAAUGUCCAAGCAUCCAUCCUGCUUCCGACUGACAGGAGACGUCCUCUCUGAUUGGGCGGAGGAUGAGGGCAGGCGUGUUUUAUUCAGAGGCGCAGUGGCAGAGUUGUGCCCACUUGCUCCAAACAACGUUAACACCAUGGCAGCAGCAGCAGUGGCAGCAGGGACACUCGGCUUUACUGGUGUUCAGGGAGAGAUUGUGUCCGACACAGCGUUAAGUGACUUCCAUGUGGUUGAGGUGGAGGUGACUGGGCCCGGUGGUUUCUCAGUGCACACAGUGAGGAGGAACCCAGCCAAACUGGGAGCUGUGACCGGCAGUGCAACAUACAACUCCUUCUGGAAUAGUUUACUAGUUUGCAAGGGUCACGGUGGCCGAGUCUACUUGUGCUGAAGCAGAGGAGAGCUCUGCAGGACUGAAAACACUACAGCAAGAAGAUCCAGAUGAAUCAGCUGAGUCACUGGAUCAGUAUGUUACUGAGAACUUCAAAACCCACAGACCCUCUUUUAUUUGUGUUCCAAUAAACUGCAUGCA